AUGAGGAGUACCCUGCGCAAACUUGAGCAGUUCCGAGAAGACCUGCUUCUGAUGGCAGGGGACCUGAAUGUUUCCCUGGAACCACAGCUGGACACAUCCACGGGUAGUAGCUCGCUGCCUCACCACAGCCUACGAGGUAACAAGGAAGCACUGCAGGGAUCGGGUCUGAUGGACAGCUGGAGGGUGUUACACCCCGCAGAAAGAGACUACUCUUACUUCUCCACGGUUCACAAGAGGUACAGUAGACUAGACAUUAUUUUCCUCGCACAAGAAUUCUUACCCCUUCUCGUAUCAGCGGAAAUAAAGACGAUGGGGUGAUCAGACCACGCACCCAUAUCGACCUGCAUAAAGCCCCCCCUAUUCCGACCUAA
Messenger RNA from Pelobates cultripes (western spadefoot toad), 371 nucleotides. The record is from the annotation of a GenBank genome assembly. Lineage: Eukaryota; Metazoa; Chordata; Amphibia; Anura; Pelobatidae.